Molecule: messenger RNA, 1160 nt
Organism: Marchantia polymorpha subsp. ruderalis
Lineage: Eukaryota; Viridiplantae; Streptophyta; Marchantiopsida; Marchantiales; Marchantiaceae
Source: the annotation of a GenBank genome assembly
CAAUCUUGCGAUCUCGUGAGGGAUAUCUUGCGCAGAAGCAACCUUUUGGCUACUCCCUCCAGGAAAAACCGCCCGCAACAGGUGUCAGAAAACCAGUCCUCGCAGAUCCAAAGCUCCCGGUGGAGUCGCCCAUUGGGCCUUUGAGGUCUAGGGCCACAAGCUUUCUCUUUCAGAGCAGCCAUCCUUCCCGACAUGCAAGGGGGCUUGGGUAGAUCCCGGAUCCUCGAGUGUUUAGUACGAGGAUAAUCUCCAGACUCUUGGACACUUAUAUAAAGUACUGAGCCGGCGAGUCCUGAAGUAUACUCUCUGCAUACUCAACCUUCUCUCUUACAUCUCUCUCUUUCCCUCUCUCUCUCUCUCGCUACAAGGUUUCCUCCACUCCCUUCUCAGACCUUGAAAGCUGUCCACUUUCAUCGGACACAGACGAAUUCUGCGACCGGUUUUUUUCAGCUGACAGGUCUCUCUGUCUGAGCACUCAGUACUCGUCAAUCUUCGUACAAACAGAGUAUCACAUUCCGUUCAGUCCCAUCUCCUCGUCUCGUGCUUCGAGUGGAUCGCAGGUCGGUCGAGGUCCAUCUAUCUUGAGAACAUGUGGACUCGGUGUUUGCCCUUCGCAGACCGAUCCGAGGAAGAUUUGGAAAGGAACAGAAUGGCCGUGAUAGCAGCUCAUGCGCUGCUGGUGCACAAGAUAGAUGUUGAUACUGAAACGUAUAACCAGCCAGUACGUUGUGGCGAAAUCCAGGCGGCUGAAUCUGCUGAUCAGAACAUGCUAGCUCUUGCCCACAUGAGCCCGUGGAAAUUCAAUGGAGGAGUAACUUUGUGGUUUAGCUUCUUCCUAGCUUCCUUGGGACAUGCGCUAUUGGAGUACUUUUCAGGGGUGGUGGAGAAGAUGGAGAAGCUCGAAUACUACUGAUCGUCUCUGCCACCAGUCGGUCCGAUUUUGGUUUCGUAGUUGUUACAAGUAGACGUACCAUAGACAUCGAUCACAUUGUAUCGUACAUUACUGCAUAGAAUAGGUGAGUAACUGGUAGCAAUCAGCUGAACAUCUGGAAUGGACGUAUAGCUAUGAGUACAUGUAGUUCUCGCGGGCGUGCAUUGGAAUGUCCAUAAUCCACAACUGCUCGAAUCGGAAGCAUUCACGAUGUACUCUGAAGGUCUAG